Saprolegnia parasitica CBS 223.65 is the source of this 737-nucleotide messenger RNA. RefSeq lists its product as hypothetical. NCBI's taxonomy places the organism in Eukaryota, Oomycota, Saprolegniomycetes, Saprolegniales, Saprolegniaceae. The transcript has 4 exons. Gene Ontology annotation, biological process: phosphatidylinositol biosynthetic process. Bases 18 to 650 code for a protein of 210 amino acids. Gene Ontology annotation, cellular component: membrane; Golgi apparatus. Gene Ontology annotation, molecular function: CDP-diacylglycerol-inositol 3-phosphatidyltransferase activity. The record is from RefSeq and is a predicted model, not a curated record.
CGGUCGGCAGCAGCAGCAUGGGCGACAAGUCGGAGGUCUACUUGUACAUCCCCAACCUCAUCGGCUACGUCCGCGUGGCCCUCACGGCCUACAGCUUCUACGUGGCCGAGACGGACUGGAAGACGAGCAUCAUCUGCUACGCCUUCAGCUUCAUCUGCGACUACUUUGACGGCUUCUUCGCCCGCUGGUUCAACCAAUGCUCGACGUUUGGCGCCGUCCUCGACAUGGUCACGGACCGCUGCUCGACGGCGGGCCUCCUCGUGAUCCUCUCGCACCUCUACCCGGCGUACAAGCUCGCGUUCCUCUUCCUCCUCGUGCUCGACUUCUCGAGCCAUUGGUACCACAUGUACGCGUCGCGCGGCCACCAUAAGUCGAUCGAGUCCAAGAAGAACGUUCUCCUGCGCGUCUACUACGGCUGCUACCCGCUCUUUGGCUACUGCUGCGUCGGCGCCGAGUUCUUCUACAUCCUCUUGUAUGUCCUCAGCUUUGAGCCGACGCUCGCGGUCGCGGGCCUUCCCCUUGCCUCGAUUGCGUGGUACGGCUGCUUCCCCGCGUGCGUCAUGAAGAACAUCAUCAACGUCGCGCAGCUCGCGUCGGCUGCGGCCAGCGUCGCCGAGUUCGACUACGAGCAGAAGACCAAGGCCAAGUGAGCCACUGCCUUUGCUUGAACAUCGCACGACAUGUAUCAAGAUAGCAUUACUGUAGCUGUAAUUCAACAACUUAUUCCACAAGCUACG